AUGGACGUCCUCAAAGCGGUACAGACGUAUGUGAUGAAGAUGAUCACGGAGGUGCCGGGGAUGAAGGUGUUGCUUCUUGAUGCGCAUACCGUGAUAUCCCUCGUGGCUACGCAGUCCGAGCUGUUAGCGCACGAAGUCUACCUUACCGACCGGAUAGACAACUUAUCACGCGAAUCUCUGUCGCACCUCUCGUGUAUCGCCUUCCUUUCGCCCGGGUCCGUCGAGGGCGUCAAAGCGGAGCUCGCCAAGCCUAGGUAUGGCGGGUACUGGCUUUAUUUCUCAAACACCUUGACCAAGGCCGAGAUAGAAGGGAUGGCCGAGGUGGACGAAAUGGAGGUCGUCCGGGAAGUCCAGGAAUACUUUGCAGACUACCUAGCCCAAUACUCUAGCCAUUUCAGCCUCACUCCAGCUGCAUUGGCAGACGGCGGAGAGGGUCCGCCCAACCCACCGCUAUACCUCCCGCCACCGAUGUUACUCACUCCGCCGACGAUCUCGUACCAGGUCCGAGCUAUCCUGGCUGUCCUGCUCAGUCUGAAGAAACGGCCGGUGAUACGGUGGGAACGGAUGAGCCAGGCGGGACGGAAACUGGCGAUGGAGGUUCAGUCGGCUAUGCAGAACCCGCCUUAUAGGGAGUUGUUUGACUUUAGGCCUAGCGCUGGGCCAUCCCCGUUGCUCUUGAUACUAGACCGCCGAAACGACCCCCUCACCCCGCUGUUGUCUCAGUGGACUUAUCAAGCGAUGGUACAUGAGCUUAUAGGGAUCACCAAUGGCCGCGUCCGAAUAGAACACGAAGAGAAGCUAGAAUUACGGGAUAUCGUCCUCUCCCCAUCUUCCGACCCCUUCUUUGCCCAAAACCUCUUCUCCAACUUUGGCGAUCUCGGCGCCGCCAUCGCCUCCUACGUCUCCGACUAUCAAUCCAAAAAUUCCACCCUCGCCGGCGGGGGCAGCAACAGCAAGAACAGGAUCGAAACGGUGGCGGACAUGAAGCGGUUCGUGGAGGAGUAUCCGGAGUUCCGGCGAUUAGGCGGGAAUGUGACCAAGCAUGUGACGUUGGUGGGCGAAUUGAGCCGGAUCGUGGAGAGGGAUGAGCUGUUGGGCGUGAGUGAGGUGGAGCAGAGUCUGGCUAGCCAGGAGAGCCACCAGGCGGAUCUGAGAAGCGUCAUGACACUUCUCGCCAGCCCUCGCGUUCCAUCCAGCAACAAGCUCCGCCUCGCUAUCCUCUACGCCCUGAGAUAUCAAAAAGCCCAAGGCAACCAGAUCGCCACCGUCGUCGACGCGCUCAUACGCAAUGGUAUCUCGGCGGACAAGGCGCGACUCGUAUACGUCAUGCUCAACUUUGCGGGCGCGGAUGUCCGGCAGGACGACCUGUUUAUGAAUGAUAAUCUGUUUUCGAGGGGCAAGUCGGCGUUGAAGGGGCUGAAGGGAGUGGAGAAUGUGUAUACACAACAUACGCCUCAUCUGAUGCAGACGCUGGAUAUGCUCCUCAAGGGACGGCUGAAGGAGACGAGCUAUCCGUCCUUGGAGGGAGACGAGGCUGCUCGGGCACAACGACCACAAGAUAUCAUAGUCUUCAUGCAUGGCGGGACGACCUAUGAGGAGGGGCGGGCUAUCGCUUUGCUGAAUCAACGGUUGGCUAGUGAUAGGGAGGGAGGUCCGGGCGGGACGAGAAUAUUGCUCGGAGGGAGUAUGGUCCACAACUCAGCAAGCUUCCUCAACAUGGUCGAAUCCUCCGCCGAACACUUCCCUCCAGAUAUCUAUACCGCCCCCUCCUCCGUCGGCGGAACAUCCACCUAUUCCUUCCCUUCCUCCUCAUCCUCAUCCACCCCCGCUCCCGGACCUUCUGGAACGAGCGCGGCGGGCCCGAGCACACCGGGCCUCAACCUCCGAGCGGGCGGCUAUGAGCUGUCUGUGGGUGGAACAGCGGGGAGUGGGCUGUAUAGGACGCAAGAGGAAGCAGGGGCGAGUGUAAAUCUGGGACAGGUGGGGCAAGGGGCGAGCAGUGUGGCGGAGGGACUGAGGGAUGGGGCGGGGAGGUUGUGGGGGAGCGUUAGGGCCAAGGUGGAGGAGAGGGUAAGUAGGACGGGGACGCCGCUAGGAUAG
This is a messenger RNA of Dioszegia hungarica, 2100 nucleotides long. RefSeq names its product Sec1 family-domain-containing protein. NCBI's taxonomy places the organism in Eukaryota, Fungi, Basidiomycota, Tremellomycetes, Tremellales, Bulleribasidiaceae. Bases 1 to 2100 code for a protein of 699 amino acids. The record is from RefSeq and is a predicted model, not a curated record. Gene Ontology annotation, biological process: intracellular protein transport; vesicle-mediated transport. The transcript has 13 exons. Gene Ontology annotation, cellular component: Golgi membrane.